GUAACACACGAGGCAAACACGAGGCCCCGCACCGCCCAUCCCGCUUCCACGUAUGUUCUAUGUUUACACCCGCCCUUGAUCACUCCGGUCCGUAUCUUCCAAAUUUUAUUCCGCCCAAGAACCACACCGCACCCCUACAGCAUGCCCGACGAAUUCAAGAAUCCGUCAACUUAAACUUUGUUCUUCACCUCCCUUUGCUCUUUUCGCUUUUUGCCUCGUUUUUCUUUUCAUCUUUCUUCCAAAUUCGUCUAAUCGUGCCUGACAAUAUCCUUUUCAAAUUUUCAUUCGUCCUCUCGUCCCCAGCGUUACCUCCGUCACUACCCUCAGCGUUCAUCACGCCUCGAUUUCUACUCUUCAUGACAUAUCCUGACAUCAUUCAUAUCCACACUUGUAUCCGGCAUCUUCAAUUUUUUCUAACCGGCACAGCAUAUUGCCUCCCUAAUGGCCCAAAUCCUCCAGACGCCAGGAACUACAAUGUCCAAUCUUAUUUAUUUUCGUAGCUCGUGUCCUCCUCGAGGUUCCGUGAGCUAACGUUUUCCACCAAAUUCCCGACAUCCUCUGACUAGAAUGCCAUUCUUGACUUAUCGGCGGCUGUGUAAUUAUUGUUACAGGCGUAACGCAAGUAAUUUCUCAAAAUUCGUAAUACCCUAGCUUCGAUUCUGCGCUCGUCGGCGAUAAUGUCAGCAUCCAGUGUUUUUGCU
Molecule: messenger RNA, 701 nt
Organism: Suillus discolor
Lineage: Eukaryota; Fungi; Basidiomycota; Agaricomycetes; Boletales; Suillaceae
Exons: 2
Coding region: 60-500 (146 amino acids)
Source: RefSeq, a predicted model, not a curated record